AUGUCACGCACCUCCACCUCUCCAGAGAAAAUAACCCAAAUUUACACCCCCAACCCCUCCGGCACCGAACCCGCCAACACCCGAGCCAUCAUCUCAGCCCUCAACCUCCAGGUACACGUCGAAGGCGGCUACUAUGCGGAAAUCGAUCGCAAUCCUCUCACCAUUCCCAAUCCUUUCUUAGCGAAGAACGGCGGCGAUGAAGAAGAGGAUGUGAAGAAUACGGCGGAGAAGCCCAUGUCAGGUGACAAUGCAAUCAGAAACGCGAGCACGAGUAUAUACUACAUGUUGAGUGCAGUGAAUCCUCAGGGACACUUUCAUCGGAAUAAGGGGAGGACGGUACACACCCUCAUCUCAGGUCGAGGUCGUUACGUCCUCAUCCACGCCGACGAGCCCGGCACUAAGAAGCGCAUCGAAACGUUCGUGGUUGGGACUGAUGUCACGAAGGGAGAGAAGAGUGUAUGGAUUGUUGAGGGUGGGAAAUACAAGGCGAGUCUCUUGCUUGACGGAGCGGAAGGGGAGAGAUUGCUGAUUAGUGAGACCGUGAUACCCGGCUUUGAGUUCUCGGAUCAUGAUUUCCUCACGAUGGACAAGUUCAAGCAGAUUGUGACGGACGAACAGGCGAAGGAACUGGAGUGGUUGGACAAGUUCGACCUCGGAAUCUGGCACGCGCUCUUCAACUGGAACAACCUCACCGUCGCUGUCCAAAACCAAUGGGGCGGCCCCGACUCCUCCGAUAAGCGCGACUGGCUCGCAGGCCAAAUUUCCGAACUCUUCGCCGCAGAGCCCCUCACAGACCAAGAAGAUGUGGAAGUGGUCCUACUACAAGUCCUCGAGGACGAGUUCGGCGUGCGCGUAGAAGACGAGACCGAAGUCGCCGUUGCGCGCGAAAUCAUGGCGAUACGGAAGGAGAUUGGCGAGGGCAACACAGCGAUGGUGGAUGCGCUACAGAAGAAGUGGGAAGAUAGGAAGGGCAAGGAGGUUGCGACUGGGAGUGUUAAUGUUAAGGAGACGAAUCAGGACUUUGAGGGGGAUAGUGUGGAUGAGGAGACGGAUGAGGAUGAGGAUGUCGAUAUGGAUGAUGCGCCUGCGCUUGUGCCUGCGAAACCGAAGGCGGCUAAGCCUGAGCCUGAGAUCGAUGAAGAUGGCUUCACGACGGUGGUUGGCAAGAAGAAGAGGUGA
This is a messenger RNA of Alternaria ethzedia, 1179 nucleotides long. RefSeq lists its product as uncharacterized. Bases 1 to 1179 code for a protein of 392 amino acids. Gene Ontology annotation, cellular component: intracellular anatomical structure. The record is from RefSeq and is a predicted model, not a curated record. The transcript is spliced from 4 exons. NCBI's taxonomy places the organism in Eukaryota, Fungi, Ascomycota, Dothideomycetes, Pleosporales, Pleosporaceae.